AUGGCAUCGGAAGACGAGGAAAAUAACCAUGUCGUGGUCCCCAGUCAUGCAAUCCAAGCUCUGACCAAUGAAUUCAGAGGUGGAGUCGGAGAAGUGCAAGAAGCCAUUCGCAAGCUGAGAGAAGAUCUUCAGAGCAGCGAAGCAACAACUGAUGCAUCAAGAAGGAGUCUGCCAAAGGCUGAAGCAACCAUUGACCCGGAUCACCAAGCAGAACUCGCUCGAGCCGAGGAUAAAUACGAUAAACUCCUCGAAGCAUAUGAGCAGCAAGCCUUGAUAAUCUCGCAGCUUCAAAGUAUGAGGACCCGGACGGGGCCUAAAUUCGGAACACCAACUGAUGACGAGAUAAUCAACGACUUCACCCGGCUGAAGGGUGCCAUUCUCCAGCUUGUUCGAAAUCAUAUAGUUGCCAAAGGUAAAAAAGGCAUGGAAUCGAUUGAUCCGCUUUGGGUACAGAGUCAAGUGGCAAGCGGUUUGCAUCAAAAUUAUUUUACCAAAACGGCACGGCCCUUUGGGUUCAGGAGUACCGAGAUAAACGAUGCGCUCCAACGAUUAGAGAUAAACGCAGAGAUUCUGGAUUAUGACGGUAGGAUGCCAGUCACUCCACUACCUUGA
Molecule: messenger RNA, 612 nt
Organism: Pestalotiopsis fici W106-1
Lineage: Eukaryota; Fungi; Ascomycota; Sordariomycetes; Amphisphaeriales; Sporocadaceae
Exons: 1
Coding region: 1-612 (203 amino acids)
Source: RefSeq, a predicted model, not a curated record